AUGGCGUCGUCGUCGAAGCGGUCCUGCUGGGACGAGGCGUCCGUGGCCUCCCAGGCCUCCUUCCUGAGCAUUCUGACGGAGAUGAGCGUCGUCAAGCGCCAGCACGACCACGAGCAGCGCCUCGAGAAGCGGCGCGAGCGCCGGCGCAAGGAGAAGAAGGAGCGCGCGCGGCGCGGGCCCGUGAACCACCCCGCGCGCUUCGACGUGUCGACGACGACGCUCUUCGACCGGACCGGCUCGCGGUCGCGGUCCGCGUGGCUCCAGGUGACGCCGCAGCGCCACAGCGAGCCGCCGCGACCGCCGCGGAGAGCGCGCGAGCGCCGCGCGAGGACGCCGGCGCCCUGGAAGCCCGUGGGCGGGCUGAGCACGUAUUUCGGCGACCCGCCCCUGCACGAGCUCGCGCCGAAACUGCGGAAGAAGAGUCUACACGACAUCACGCGCCAAAUCGAGGAGCUCGAGCGCGACGCGCGCGAGGACGCGUACCACGACCGGUCCAAGGACGUCGUCGAGGCGCUGCGCGAUCUCGCGCAUCAGCGCGACGACGAGCUCCAGUGGGAACGCGACCACAACCCGCUCCACGUCGCCGCGGACAGCUCCGUGGCCGCCGUGCGCUUCCGGAGCUCCCUGAAGAA
Aureococcus anophagefferens is the source of this 632-nucleotide messenger RNA. RefSeq lists its product as hypothetical. The annotation marks the transcript as partial. The transcript has a single exon. NCBI's taxonomy places the organism in Eukaryota, Pelagophyceae, Pelagomonadales, Pelagomonadaceae. The record is from RefSeq and is a predicted model, not a curated record.